AUGAAGUCCUGCUCGACUUGGAUGUUUCUUACCUUCCUGCUCCCAAGCGUCGUUGUGGCCUGGGGCGGCUUCUACCAAACCUGCAAAGAGAACUGGAACAUCGUGAAUGACAGGUUCAUGACCGCCCAGUGCACUACCCGAUCGGGAGGCGUGAUAUGGAGCUCACUCGACCUCAACCUCUGCCUGCAAAACGACCACGGCGACAUGAUUCCCACCGCGGGUGGCAACAAGGAAAAGUCAUUCAUUCCCUGGGGGUGUGGCUUCUGCGACCAGGGCCAGGGUAUCAUCCCCAAGACGCGGCCGCCGACGAGUUACCUGGAGUGUGUGUGCCGCAAGCCGCCAAUGGACGGGACAGCGUGGAACUGGACGCGUAUUGAUUUGAACGAAUUUAUUGUGAAUGAGUCGGGAAUCCUGAGCUGUUUUGGCAUCGCAGGCAACCAGAUCAUUGGCCAAGGGGGUGCUGAGACCCAUUCUACCGACGGCGGGCGGGAAUUCAACAAGACGCUACCAUCGGGUGCUGAAGAUAUUUUGAACAAGACGCACUUCGGCCAGCCACACUGA
This is a messenger RNA of Dichotomopilus funicola, 561 nucleotides long. RefSeq lists its product as uncharacterized. The transcript has 4 exons. NCBI's taxonomy places the organism in Eukaryota, Fungi, Ascomycota, Sordariomycetes, Sordariales, Chaetomiaceae. The record is from RefSeq and is a predicted model, not a curated record. The coding region runs from base 1 to 561 and encodes 186 amino acids.